AUGUAUUUCAGUCAUGCAAACCAGGAAGUACGGAUUGGUGUACUUUUAUUUCUUAUGCACUACCAGUACGUUUACCGUGAAGAGAAGAUGAAUAUAUUGGUAUCAUGUGUGUGUUUUAUUCUAAUUUGUACUACAUCAACAAAAGGAACACCAACUUUAGAUUUGGGAACAGGGAACACAGUAGUACCAGAUAAUGGUAGGCAAAUUUUAGGAACUGCAACUACCUGCUUCAGCUCCACCCCUACAUUUAUAUGGGAAUUAGUGUCAGAAGAUGGACGUUCUUCCCUCUCACAGCUCCAAGGAGGACCAGUCGCUGCAGUAGGUGGUGGAAGUUGUGGCGGUGGUAGUAGUUUGUACGCUGGAUCUGUGACUGUUUCUUAUAGUAAGGCCGAGUUUGUAGCAGUGUUUGGACAGACAGUGCGGGUACGUCUCACGAUCAACAACAAUACCGGGAUUUCUACCACCUCUACUGGGACUCUGUCAUUUAUAGUUUACUACAAUUUGACUGGGUCUUCCCCAGCUGCUACACUGGGACAGCAGUUCACAUGGACUUGUCAUAGAAAGCCUAAUCCAAACGAUACUGCUCCUGGUGUUAAAUUCUUCAGAAAUGAGAAAGAUGUUGGUGGAGCUGCAGAGAUAUCAGGAUGUCAAUUGGCAGCUACUAAUACCAGAUACAGUGUUGGUUGUAUCUCAGAGACAGAGUACACUCUUACCAUUCCAAGUCAAAAUAUGGCAGAGUACGAACAAAACUCGCUGUGGAGGUGUGGAUACUAUGAUAGACUAACAGCUUACAGCAGUGUACAGAAACGUCUCAUAAUAGCAAUUGAUGUCAGCAGUGUGACUCUGGAGCCCCGUGACAAUCCUAUUACCCUGACGGAGGGAUCAGAACGUGAAGUCCAGUGUACUGUCAACUCCAACGCCUUCCCUACACCAAAGUAUGCCUGGUUUAUUGACACGAGAGAUAUAACCAGCACAGCGGGAUCAGAUACUUCUUCCGUCAUCAUCACAGGAAUUAAGGCAGACAAUAGGAAGGUACUCCGAUGUCAGGCGACCAAUAAUAACAGAUCAAAGAACGGCAGUACUGUCCUCAAUAUUACAUGUAGGUAUUGUGAAUACAGUGAAUUACUGCAUUAA
This is a messenger RNA of Ostrea edulis (European flat oyster), 1134 nucleotides long. RefSeq lists its product as uncharacterized. Bases 1 to 1134 code for a protein of 377 amino acids. The transcript has 5 exons. NCBI's taxonomy places the organism in Eukaryota, Metazoa, Mollusca, Bivalvia, Ostreida, Ostreidae. The record is from RefSeq and is a predicted model, not a curated record.